AUGUCUGGUGUACCGAAUGCAUCCGAGGCAGGAAGUAGGAAAAGCCCUUACCAACCGGAACAGAAUGCAGAGCCUCACCAACGAGCCCCAGGGACCCGUCCUGGUGUACCGUUCAUUGCCAGUCAUCAAGCAUCCAUCCCGGAAAACAUGCCACUCAAAGCCCCAGAGAUCCGCUCUGGUGUACCGCCGACAUCCGAAAUCAGAGUGCGUGUCAAGGACUUUUCAGCCCCAGACCCCAUGUCUGGUGUAACGAAUGCAUCCGAGGCAGGAAGUAGGAAAAGCCCUUACCAACCGGAACAGAAUGCAGCGCCUCACCAACGAGCCCCAGGGACCAGUCCUGGUGUACCGUUUAUUGCCAGUCAUCAAGCAUCCAACCCGGAGAACAUGCCCCUCAAAGCCCCAGAGAUCCGCUCUGGUGUACCGCCAACAUCCGAAAUCAAAGCGCGUGUCAAGGACUUUUCAGCCCCAGACCCCAUGUCUGGUGUACAGAAUACAUCCGAGGCAGGAAGUAGGAAAAGCCCUUACCAACCGGAAGAGAAUGCAGAGCCUCACCAACGAGCCCCAGGGACCAGUCCUGGUGUACCGUUUAUUGCCAGUCAUCAAGCAUCCGUCCCGGAGAACAUGCCACUCAAAGCCCCAGAGAUCCGCUCUGGUGUACAGCCGACAUCCGAAAUCAGAGUGCGUGUCAAGGACUUUUCAGCCCCAGACCCCAUGUCUGGUGUACCGAAUGCAUCCGGGGCAGGAAGUAAGAAAAGCCCCUACCAACCGGAACAGAAUGCAGAGCCUCACCAACGAGCCCCAGGGACCAGUCCUGGUGUACCGUUUGUUGCCAGUCAUCAAGCAUCCAUCCCGGAGAACAUGCCACUCAAAGCCCCAGAGAUCCGCUCUGGUGUACCGCCAACAUCCGAAAUCAGAGUGCGUGUCAAGGACUUUUCAGCCCCAGACCCCAUGUCUGGUGUACCGAAUGCAUCCGAGGCAGGAAGCAGGAAAAGCCCUUACCAACCGGAACAGAAUGCAGAGCCUCACCAACGAGCCCCAGGGACCAGUCCUGGUGUACCGUUUAUUGCCAGUCAUCAAGCAUCCAUCCCGGAGAACAUGCCCCUCAAAGCCCCAGAGAUCCGCUCUGGUGUACCGCCGACAUCCGAAAUCCAAGGUUGUGCAGAUAUGCCUGUCGAAGAUCAGGUCCCUGCUGAGCACAUCAGAUCAGGAGUUGAUGAAGAACCGGAAACUCCUUGCCUCUCUGACAUUGCAUUGCCGUGCCAGCACAAGCCCACAACAUGUGGAGGGGACACACUACACGCAAUUGAUGCACAUGACGAGCCUCAUGUAGGUAUCAUCAAAGAUGAAGUACACAUUUCACAAAGUGAGCAUGUAGGCAAUGAUCUUCAGAAAUUUGUAACCCAAAACAAUGAUGAUGAAGAAUGGGAUAAGGCACUGCACCACCUUUUCCAACAAACCCUGGAAGCAGAACACAAGCUGCCCGGAAUGACGGCCACUCCGGGAAAACAUAAUGCCGUCCAAGCUGAAAAGUUUUCCGACAGAAAUCAGGUCAAAGCCAAGGACCCUGAGAUUGCAAGUCUAGGCACUGCAGGAACACCGCCGUCAGCUUCCCAAUUGCACCCCGGAAUGACGGCAACUCCGGGAAACAAUAAUGCCGUCCACCAAGCGCCAUCCAAGCUGCCCACAGGUGCCUUGAGCUUAGCUGAUUACCAACCAGGCAGGGACAUCGUCCAACACCAGCAAAGCCUUCCCGGAAUCACGGCCACUCCGGGGUACCAUAAUGCCGUGGAUGUGCACACCGCAGAACCCAAAUCAGACAUGCCACAGACCAGUUUGGUGCUGCAAGCUCCUGCGACAGGAGGGGUUUUUGGUUUUGAAGCCAACAAGAAACGAAAAACACAGCUUAACCCCUCGAUGCAUGCCGAAGCUCCACCCAAUGAUAGCCAUGCUGAAUGCAGCCGAGGUGUUCCAAAGAGAUCUCGUACUGAAAGCCAUGAACCACGGGAUGCAGAAGUGGCGCAUGUUCAAGUCGAUCGAGGUGCCCAGCAUGAUGAAGCGCCAUCGACCAUCAGAGCAUGGACUUGCGUUGCCAAUGGUCAAUCGCCUCUAGUGAUACGUCUCCCAGUAGGUACCACUCCGGGCCAAUUGACACAAGCUGAAGCCAAUCUUGGCACCAUGGAACAACCGAUUGCACCAAGGUCGUGGGUUAAUUCUCACCUACCACUGCAUGAUCCACUUGAAGACAGGCAAGCGGUGUUCUUGUAUGAUGCAAUGCCGCUUGAAAGCAAGUGCCCCUUGGUCACCCAAUUUUGCCAGCAACCACACAUCGACUUCCCAUGCACACGACUUGAAGCACUGUGGAAACAGAAAUCAUGGGUUGCUCAAGAUGAAAUGAUGUUCUAUCUCGCCGCAACGAAGCAGGGAAUUGAGAUCAACACUUUCCCAACAAACGCUUUCCUCAAUGACACGGCGGUGAGAUGUGAAGCUGCUACCUGGUUGCAACAAGCCAUCGAAUGGGUCACACCUGACAGACCAUGGAUCUCAGCUGCCAUCGUUGCCAAGCAUUGGAUCCCAAUCAUUAUCCACAGGCAAAGUACCACAAUCUUCAUCACGACCACUCCAGAAGGUGAUGCCUUCAUUGAAGCAGCCCAACAAGUCACGGCUCAAGUUGGGCUCACUCUGAAAGGGAUCCAAAAGAUGAUGCCACAAUCAUUCCACGGAGAUUGUGGAUUCCAGGCAUUUUCAUGGAUCAUGGCACUGUUGAAUCGAGAGCCAACUGACCCCAUGACGCCAAGAAGAGCUGAACAAUGGAGAAUCCUCUUUGCAGAAUACCUCCUUGCCACUUGCAAGCACCACCAAAUCAUUGACGACCUGGACAUUGCAGGCACGAAGAUCGACCCAACUCUGCACAGCCAGUUGGCUGAGCUCUUGAGCAAUCAUGGGGUAUGGGAGGAACGAGUCAAAGACCGGUCCACAAAGCUGAUCGAAGCCAUCCCAACCAAUGUCCUGAGGAAUGUCCUUGGAGCCAAAAAACCAUGGGCCGAACUGAAGAAUGCAGCGAACAAUGCUCAACCACCGAUUAAGUUGAUUCAGCCAGAUGAACUUAAUGCGCAGAUCACAAGCCGUGCAAAUCAAAAGAAAAACUAUGGCCAAAAGAGCUUCGCAAAAGGGACCAAAAAGCAGAUUUCCGCCCAAGACAUGCCCGCACUGCGUGCAGCUGACCUCCAGGUGCCACAAGGUGUUUUCAAGCAGCAAGAUGGUGUAGCAUUAGGCCCUCUGAGCACUCAUGAUGUCGGAAACAACAGCCAAGGAGUCAUCCUGGUUGACCAAUGGGACGCGGAAGCACUGCUGAGACUGCAAACCCCAGUCUCGCCACAUGGCUUAGCUCUGAUUGUACUUGCAACCAAAGACAACAGCCAAGCCCAUCAGUUUGAGCCAAUCCGUUUCCCGGCCUUAUGCCUUGCGACUCAGGAGCCUUUGAUUGCUUCGGGCUACCUUUACCAACUUGGGGCACAGCAAGCACAAAGAUUGGAGCCGUCAGUCAAGUUGGCAGUUGAGGAACAUGAAACGGAAACAAUCAGAUGCUUAGUUUUUAGGGACCAAGCACCCAAACUUUGGGAUGACAUCCAAAAGCAGCCGGUCAAAGUCAUUUUCAGCCAGGAGCCGAUUUUGGCCCAAUCCAGGAACGAUCAGUCUGUGGUUAUCGAUGUCUGGGACAGGCAGUGGCUCUCCAAACGCUUUGAGAAACUCAAGCCAUUUGCAGCUGAUAUUUUUGCCUUCUCAUUUCGAAUGAUGGCAAAGCAUGCCGAGAACCUAGUGGCCAAGUCGGGCCAGAAUGGAAUCUACUAUGAGCCCAGGACCCAAUGUGGACGUUUUCCAAGCCCAGAUUUCCAUGUCACUUGGUUACCCAAUAUGACGUAUCAAGAUGCACAGUUUGCCCAACAAACUUCACCCCAUGCCACAACCCUCACAAGACAUGGUGACAGGUUUGGGCUGCGAAGUGAAACCAUCCAUGCACAGGCAAUCCAUGAGAAGCACCGACCGGACACCCCACUGUUGAUGGGACAGAAAAAGGUUUUGUACACAGUUGGACCCAUGCCUUUCUCAGCCACCAAAGAAUCCAUCACCAAGCUCCUGAAGACAUGGAAUUGGGAUGCAAGGCCACUCCAGCCACGUGGAAGGACGCCUGACAGCUCAGGUAUUUCAUGGUGCAUCCAGGCAGUUGCGGAUCCAUCCCAUUGGAUUUACACGUUGCAACAUGGUGACGUACUCAUUGCAAGAAUGCAUGAGAAAGAACCCGUCAAGAAAGCAGCACAGGUCAAUAUCGUUGCUUCCAGGAAGACGAUCGAGCACUUCCAGCAGACGGAGGACCCAUGGCUGAGCCAUGACCCAUGGCAAGGACCCACCAAGACACCGAAGCAGCAGGUAGCCAGCCAAAGCAGCCAGCCUCCGACAACAGCGCAGCUUGCAAGCAUCGAAGCAAACAUAGAAAAACGCAUCCUUGCCGCCGUCCAGAGCAAAGCAACACAGCCUGACGCAGACGUCAACAUGGAUACAGACCAGCUUGAAAGCCGAGUCACACAGCUUGAAAAGCAGAUUCAACAAGUUCAUGCCAACCAGGUGGGCUUGGACACCAAAGUGAAUCAGAUGCAAUGCCAGCUUGAACAGCAAAGCAAGCAGUUCAAUGCUUCCCUGGACCAGAAACUUGCAUCGCAAAUGGACAAGAUCGAGGCCCUCUUUUCAAAAAGGGGCAGACACGAGUUUGCCUCAGCAGCUUCAGAACCUUGCGCGCCUGACCAUAAGGCCAACCUUUGGAGAUCAAUCUUGCAAGCCACGGGCUUCACUCCAGGCUUUGGAGUGUGGUGGUCAAAACUUUAUAAGAAUUUUGCCAACAGCCCGGCACACCUCCCCACCUUUCCACCUAAUGGGGAUGUUGCCAAUGCAAUCUUCUUGGAAUUUGUCCAUCAUUAUAGAGAACUUGAAUAUAGCAUCCAGCAGUCCCGAAUGCAUCAAGCAGUGGAGCGCAGAGCAAAGGAUCCCCUGCUGAUUUAUAGGGAUCUCCAGCGUGAACGAGCAGAGCCAGUCCAAACCAUCGUUGUCCAGCAGAACAUCCCAAUCCUUCAUGAAGAACCACGGGACCAGCAGCAGCUGGAAAUGGAGCUGGCCCAUCCAAUGCCUGAAGGUGCCGAGAUUGCAGGCUGUGUUGUGGACAUCGUGAAGUGUUUCAACGUGCUACCCAGAGACUGCCUCCUGAAUCACGGGUGGCUACCAAAAGCUCCUGGAUUAGCUGACCUGCGAACACAGCUCUUGCAAGAUUUUUGGCGAUUGUGGAACGAAGUCUAUGAGCACCAGCAACAAUACCAAAAGUUAGGUCAUGCCUGGUUAGUUGCCUGCGUUUUACCGGGGAAAGAGCAACUGACUCCGACCCUCUGA
Messenger RNA from Cladocopium goreaui, 5433 nucleotides. The record is from the annotation of a GenBank genome assembly. Lineage: Eukaryota; Dinophyceae; Suessiales; Symbiodiniaceae.